Molecule: messenger RNA, 732 nt
Organism: Phodopus roborovskii (desert hamster)
Lineage: Eukaryota; Metazoa; Chordata; Mammalia; Rodentia; Cricetidae
Gene: Gzmk
Product: granzyme K
Biological process (GO): proteolysis
Molecular function (GO): serine-type endopeptidase activity
Source: RefSeq, a predicted model, not a curated record
AUGGGGCUUUCUGCAUUGGCUCUGUGUUUCCUGGCAGCUGGGCUGUGUCUGCCCUCGGAGUACGUGCCGCCACACUCCGGGCCGUUUAUGGCUUCCACAUACUGCGGCAGGCAUAUCUGCAGGGGAGUCCUGAUCCACCCGCAGUGGGUGCUAACAGCGGCCCACUGCUGCUCUUGGUUUCCCAGGGGCCACUCUCCCACGGUGGCUUUAGGAGCACAUUCUCUUUCCAAGAAUGAGCCCAUGAAACAAACAUUUAAGAUCAAAAGACUCGUCCCAUUCUCAAAGUCGCCGGCAUCACAUGAUAUCAUGCUAGUAAAGCUUCACACUUCUGCAGAACUCAACAAGCAUGUGCAACUGCUCCAACCAAGAUCUAAAAACUAUAUUAGAGAUGGAACCAAAUGCCAGGUUACCGGCUGGGGAGUCCCCAGCCCAGAUCUGUUAAAGCCCUCGGAUACCCUGCAAGAAGUCACCGUCAGCGCCAUAAGCAGAAAACGCUGCAACAGUCAAAGCUGUUACAACCAAAACCCUGUUAUAACCAGGGACAUGAUGGACUCCUGCCAGGGAGACUCAGGGGGCCCCUUGGUCUGCAAAGGUGUCUUUCAUGCCAUAGUCUCUGGGGGCCAUAAAUGUGGCAUUGCCAAUAAGCCUGGAAUCUACACCCUAUUGACGAAGAAAUACCAGAGUUGGAUUAAAAGCAAGCUUGCCCCAUCAAGUGCAAAUUGAGUUUGCAAA